Messenger RNA from Clupea harengus (Atlantic herring), 1942 nucleotides. It is a transcript of the gene cfap210, whose product is annotated as cilia and flagella associated protein 210. The record is from RefSeq and is a predicted model, not a curated record. Lineage: Eukaryota; Metazoa; Chordata; Actinopteri; Clupeiformes; Clupeidae. Gene Ontology annotation, cellular component: axonemal microtubule.
AAAGUACUACAGGUUGCUAGGUUGCAACAUGUAACGCGCUGGCAAACUUUCUAGUGCAGUAAAGGUGAAUUCCCAAUAAAUUAGGCUGUUUGGGUCGGCACGCUAGCCCCGAAAAAAACUUAAUGGAUUGUAUGCUUUAAAGCUUUCCCUCAAAAAAGACUAAGAUUGAUCACGGGGCAACUUCAAAAUGUCCACAGCAUCAGCUUCUGUCGUACAGUAUGGACGGCGAAAGGGCUCCUCUAAAAACAUUCAUGCACAGGAGAUGAGAAAAGAAACGAUGCCAGAGCCGGACCUUCGCCAAGUCACUGUCCUGCCGAAGUCUGAGUGGCUUCGCAUUCAAGACAGUUUGAACCAUGUAAACAAACAUAAUGAAAGCCUCAAAGAGGCCGCUAGGCAAAGAGAAGCCAUGCAUCUCCGUUCCAAAGAAGUGGUGAAAUUCUGGUCCAAUACAAUUGCUGGUCAGAGACAAAAAAAGCUGGAGUCAAAGAAGAUUCGAGAGAAGGUGGAAGAGGAGGAAAGGAGAAAACUAGACAUAGAAGAGGCCAAGUACCAGGCAGAGAAACGAAAAGAAGCUAUUGUAAAAGCAAAAGCUCAGCUAUACUACCAGACUGAUCGAGUUAAAGGAUUUCAUAGUGCUCUGCUCCUGACGGAGGUGCUGAAGGAGAGAGAGGCUCAGAUCGAGCUGAAGCGGCGCAUUCGGGAGGCCUCCCGCGACGUGGAAAAGGAGGUCAUGGCCACAAUGAAGCAUCGGGAUGAGCAGGCCCUGCGGCAGGUGAUGGAGAAGGAUCAGAAGAAGAGGCAGGACAGCAAAGUCACCGUCAAAGGGUUGCUGCAGCAGAUAAACGAGCAUGAGCUUGCCAAAGAGCUAGAAAAGAGGGAGGACAAGAGAGAGGGAGAAGUGCUGAAGCAUCUCAAGGAGCUUUUUGACCAGGAGGAGGCCAUGAAGGAGGAGAAGCGACUAGAGGCCAAGAGAAACAUGAUGAAGUCCCACAACGAGCUCAUGGCCGACAAAGACAUGUUCAGAGCCGCGGAGACUCAGAAGCAUGAGAUUGAGGACGAGAAAUCCCAGAUGUUUGCCAAAGCCAAACUCAAGAUGAUGAAGCUGAGGAAAGAAAAGGAAGCAGAGAGGUUAAGAGAGGUGCAGAAGGCCAAAGACGAGACCAUUGCUCGGCUGGCCGCUCACCAGCAGAAGGAGCAGGACAACGAUGAGGAACUCAUAAUCAAGGCCAUCGAGGAGAAGGACUCCCGUGAGGCUCGUCAGCAGAGGGAGAAGGAGGAGAAGAGGGAGGCCAUGCUUCAGUCUAUAGCCGCUCACCGCGAGACCACGCGCCAGCAACAUGAAGGAAGGGCAAUGGAGGAGAAGCAGAAAGCCCUGGAUUUACUUAAUGCCAAGAAGGAGGCAGACAGAAUCUUCAUGGAGAAACAGCGGUUGAAGAAACAGAGAAUGAAGGAGGAUGGUCAAAUUAUCCAAAAGAUCUACGUCCAUCAGAUGGCAGAGAAGCAAGCCAGAGAGCAGCAGCUAAAGAAGGACCUGCAGGAGUUCGAGAGCACCAACGGACAGCUCGUGGCCGAGGAGGAGAGGCAGUUCCAGCAGUACGCCAAGGACUUGAUUGACACGGCCAAGGUGGCCGGGCGGACCCCUUGCCUGCUCCAGAAGGCGGCACGAGAGGGCAUCGGGGGCGGGCUGGGGCCCAUCUUCGGCGGGGUUCGACCCAGCUACCUGGUGAAGGAUGACACCGGAGUUCAGAUGCCCAGUUACGUCGGUGCUGCCUCCCAAGACAUCAGAGAGCUGAAUGAGGUCACUGACAUCCAGAAGGCCAAGAAGCGCCUGGGAUUCACUUGGUGACAGAUCCGACACAGGCUGUAGAAUGUGAUUAUGAGACUAAUUGAAUUACAGAACAGAGAUUUGCUUAAUAAAAGUUUCAUCAAUGUGAACAUGUAA